Messenger RNA from Parasteatoda tepidariorum (common house spider), 1842 nucleotides. NCBI's taxonomy places the organism in Eukaryota, Metazoa, Arthropoda, Arachnida, Araneae, Theridiidae. The record is from RefSeq and is a predicted model, not a curated record.
AUGAAGAGAAAAUACAAGCUUCCAAUGUUAGAACUACAGAAAUUUAAUGGAGAAAUAAAAAAUUGGCUCGGAUUUUGGGGACAGUUCCGUAAAAUACAUGAGGACAACACCAUCGAUGAUGAUGAUAAAUUUCAAUAUUUGGUUCAAGCAAUGGUUCCCGGGUCACCAGCAAAAGAACUGGUAGAUAGUUUUCCACCGUCAGGCCAAAAUUAUCAAAAAGCAAUUACUCAACUAAAAUCGAGAUUCGCAAGAGAUGAUCUGAUGGUCGAAAUCUAUAUUAGAGAAUUGUUAAGAUUAGUGUUGGCACAGGCUACAAAAAAAGGUCACAUGCCAUUGGCGACAUUGUAUGAUAAAUUGGAAACACAGUUACGAGCUCUGGAAUCGCUUGGCGUUAAAAGUGAUAUUUAUGCCGCCAUGCUUUACCCAUUAGUAGAAUCAGCUCUUCCAGAGGAUCUUUUGAAGGCGUGGGAGAGAUCUCGAUCAUCCGGAGAAACAAAUGCUAGCACAGAAAAUCUUACAAAAUUAUUGAAAUUUCUCAGAAUUGAAGUUGAAAGUGAGGAACGCCUGCAAAUAGCUCGUAGUGGAUUCGGUAGCCAAGGAAGUUUUGAUGUAGUUCCACCAACUGCCGCUUGUAUAUAUUCUGGUGAUUCAAGGAAUAACACGAGUGAUUUCAAAAAGCUUAAAUGUAUAUGGUGUGACAAGGAUUCACAUAGCUCAGUGGAAUGUUUCAAAAGACAUUUGACAGUAAUGUGUUGGAACAUAAAAAAUGGUGAAAACCAAGGUCAAACAAAGUCAAGUACUAAAGGAAAAAAUGAUGAAAAUAGCAGUAGUUCUAAAACUCUUGUUAAUCAACAAAAGGGUGAAACGUUGAUGCAAACACUGAUAGUAAAAGUUGAGGGCAUAGAUAAAACAGAUAGACUCGCAAGAGUUUUGAUUGAUUCCGGUUCCCAAAGGUCCUAUAUAAAAACAGAGGGGGUAAAAAAGCUAAAUUUGCCAAUAGUUGGAGAAGAAAUUUUAAACCAUGCAUUGUUUGGCGGAAUAGAAACUGGUCAGGAAAAACACAGUGUCUAUGAUGUCAAUAUAAAAUCCCUAGAUGGUCAAUUCAAAAUUACAUGUCCAAUGUUAGCCCAGACAAAGAUAUGCAAUUUCGUACCGAGAUUAAAGAAUCAAAACAUUUAUCCCAUUCUACAGCAAAAAUCAAUUAACUUAUCAGACGUUGGGGACAAUCCUUUAGAAAUUAAAGUGUUAUUAGGUGCGGAUGUAUUGCCUCAAAUUCUCACGGGUAAAAUUGAAAAAUUGGAUGAAAAUAUUAUGGCUAUUGAAACUCGGCUUGGGUGGACAAUAAUGGGUCAACAAAAUGGAGAAGAAAAAACAAACACUACUUUAAGCUUAUUCUGCCAACCCAGCAUUGAAGACCUUUGGAGCUUGGAGACUAUUGGAAUACGAGAUCCAGCCGAAGCUAAAGCAACAAAAAUGAAGGUGAAGAAGAAGAGAAAGAGAAAGAAGGCUCAACUUGUACAGCGUGGUAAAGAAUCAAAUAACAAUUUAAAAGAAGGAGACGUGGUGCUUAUUGGCGAUGAUAAUGUCAAAAGAAUAAAUUGGCCUUUAGCAGUUGUCUUAGAGUUAUAUCCCGGCAAAGAUGGCAUAUCAAGAGCUGCGAAAUUGAAAACAAUCCAUGGAGAGAAAAUAAGACCCUUACCAAAGCUGUUUCCCUUGGAAAUUUCGCCUGAAGAAACAGAUUUUUACAAACCGAAAUCAGCAGUCCCUAUUUCCGAAGGAAUACGGGAGAAUAUUACUCGUUAUGGAAGAAAGAUAAAAAUACCAAAUAAACUGGACUUGUGA